Molecule: messenger RNA, 1291 nt
Organism: Physella acuta
Lineage: Eukaryota; Metazoa; Mollusca; Gastropoda; Physidae
Biological process (GO): determination of ventral identity
Cellular component (GO): membrane
Molecular function (GO): phosphatidylinositol binding; protein binding
Source: RefSeq, a predicted model, not a curated record
AUUAAACCAUUCUAAAUUUAGGUCUACAACAUGGUUUUGAGAAACUGUACUUAGAAGUUGACUAUGAUCAUCAAAGAGAAAACGCAAAUAAAGACAGACUAUCUGCUUCGACUGGCAUAAUGGGAAGGAAAAAAAUUAAGAGUAAACAAAGUAAGAAACCAAAAAAUAUCAAAAAGAAUUCUAAAGCUGUUCAAGAUGAGAGCCAAAGACAAACCAGCAAUUCUGACCUGCAUUCAGUAGACAAAUUAAUUAGUAAGGCAGAACAGCUAAUUGAUGAAUUCAACUAUGAACUAGCUCAGAAAUUUUGUCAACGUGCAUUAGAGCAAGAGCCUGACAAUCUUAGGGCAUUAGAAACUUCUGCUUCAUUGCUCAUUGAACUUGGAAAUCUGGAAGCAGCAAAACAUUGUCUUGGUCGAGCAAUAGAACUUUCUCCUAACUCCGGGUUUUCAAAAUACAUGACCAUGGGUCAACUGAUGGAGGGAUCUAAUGCAGUUGAUUGCUAUAAAAAAGGAAUUGAAAUUAUGAUCCAAGAAAAAGAUAAGAAAGCUGCUGAAGAGGCUGCAGCUGUUUGUGCUGAUACCAGAACAGCAAGUGACAAAGAUAUCGCAAGUGCUUAUUGUGCAAUAGCAGAAAUUUACCUUACGGAUUGUUGUUUUGAUGAUUCUGCGGAAGAAAAAUGUAAAGAAUUUGUUGAAAAAGCUUUGGCUUCUGAUGCAGAUAGCCCAGAAGCUCUCCAGCUCAAAGCAAAUUAUCUUUUGUCAAAGGAUGAAAAAGAAGAAGCAAAAGAAGUUAUGAAGAAAAGUGUAUCCCUGUGGCUUCCUAAAUUUUUGAAAGCAGAUACUGAUGCUGUAAAUGAUGAAGAUUUUGAUCCUGUUGAACUGUGUCCUCUAUCCUUCAGUACAAGGCUACAGUGUGGUAAAAUUCUUAUUGAAGUUGAAGAGUAUGAGUUGGCUACAGAUGUCCUAGAAACAUUGCUUGAUGAAGAUGAUGAAGUACCAGAUGUGUGGUACCUGAUAGGAUGGGCUAAUUAUCUGCAAGGAACAGAAUAUUACAGUAAUGCUAGACACUAUUUGGAAAAAGGCAAAGAGGUUUAUGCCAAAAUAAAAUAUGAUGAUGCUGCAUUACUUGGACAUAUGGAUGAACUAUUGAAAGAACUAGGUCCAGAACCAGAGGAAAAUGGUCAGGAUAAAAUGGAACCUUUUGAAAUUGAAAGCUCUGGGGAAGAAGACAUGGACCAAUAACACCUGUUUGCAGAAAUUGUUUUUAUUCAAUAAAUAUACAUACAAAAAAA